Effrenium voratum is the source of this 666-nucleotide messenger RNA. NCBI's taxonomy places the organism in Eukaryota, Dinophyceae, Suessiales, Symbiodiniaceae. The record is from the annotation of a GenBank genome assembly.
AUGGCGUCUUCUCCGGAGACCUCUCUACGCAAGCGAGCGGCAGCAGCAACGCUCGAAGAGCUGGAGUUGCAGGACAAAGCCCCAGAAGUGGCAGCCGCAGCAGAGGACAAAGCCCCAGAAGCGGCAGCCACCGCAGAGGACAAAGCCCCAGAAGUGCAUGCCCCCGCAGAGGCCUCCUUGCGCAAACUGUCCUUGCAGCAGUUGAGAGAGAUGGCCACGAAGAUGAAGGUUUCUAAGAAAGGCACCAAAAGCGAGAUCAGGGCAAGGCUCCAGGCAAGGCAGACCCAGGCCUGCUCGACCAAGGGGGCAGGAGCUGCACCUGCGUUGGCGGACGAGCGACGGGGAGCGCAGGCAAUUGCUCAUGUGGAGGCUGAAGAAGUGGACGGCCAUAUCGCCGAAAGCCAGGUGGAUAAAGAAGCUCCAGUUGACCUCACGUCGCCAGCUGGCUGGUCUCAAGAAGGCCCAGUGAGCCGUGCGACCCGAAACUUGCAAGUGCAAGUCAGCAAGCUGGAGCCCAGCAAGCGUGGUGGGCGCAGAGCAAAGAUGGCUGAUAAGCCAAAGCCGAAGAAGCGAGCUGAGCCUGUGUGUCUGGACGACAGCCGACUUCGAGAUCUCGCGCUGCUGGCUGCAGGCCCAUGCCAAGAAGUUUGCCCAAGACUUGCAUGA